Messenger RNA from Rotaria sp. Silwood2, 732 nucleotides. Lineage: Eukaryota; Metazoa; Rotifera; Eurotatoria; Philodinida; Philodinidae. The record is from the annotation of a GenBank genome assembly.
AUGCGAACAGCGGAAUCAGAACGUGAGAAUGAAGAUAUUCAGCCUCAAAGACGAAUUAUUGCAAAUAGUCAAGCACUAACCAUUUGUAAAGCAUAUGUGAAUGCAUACCUGGACAAAAGUCGUCGAGUACCAUAUCAAAAAAGUACCAGUACGAACGAUACCAUUAGAAGUGUUUUGACUAGCUAUGAAGCCGACUUAAUUUUUACACGAUUACUUGAAGUUUCAAAAUUAUUUGCACUUACAACAACUACUCCAAAAGAAACAACAUUAACUCCAAGUAAAACUACUAGCAAUACAGUUACGCAGGGAAUAACCACUGCUCAAGCAACAACUACGACAUCUGUUCCUCUCGCAUCCUUCAAAUGUGCUGUGUAUCCAGAUUUGUAUAUUCAACCGUGGCAUCCAACAAAUCAAGCUUCACCACCUAUUCGAAGUUGUUUGGGAACUUCAGGAAACUUCGAAUUAGUUAAAAACAAAUAUGUAAGAGUUACAGGUCGUACCAGCAGUUCAGUAAUUGAUGAGUUGACUCUCGUUCUUUUUGAUGAAACAUCAACGAAUGCAAUUUGUACUGUCGCAGCUGUAGGACAAGAUGCUGCUUGGGCGGAUUGUGAAGAGAAUGGAAUUUAUCCAUCGCUAAUAAAAACGGCAACACAUGAAACAUUAACCGUCUAUUAUGCUAAAGCAAAUUUUACAACAAUUGUAACACGUGAUGUAAGUAUAUUUGUACUCUAA